Molecule: messenger RNA, 4765 nt
Organism: Linum trigynum
Lineage: Eukaryota; Viridiplantae; Streptophyta; Magnoliopsida; Malpighiales; Linaceae
Source: the annotation of a GenBank genome assembly
AUAUCAAAAUCCUUACCAUAACUUAUCAAUGAGUAUAUUAAAAUAAUAGGGUUAAAAUAGUGUACGUCAGACAUAUACUAUAUGUCAGGUACUAUUAGUGAAAUAUCUCUAUCUAUGAAUUAAAUCGAGUUUGGGGUAUGAUAUCGCAUCCUAACCUCUAAUGGAUAAACCCCGGGCACCGAUUUUCUAAACUCCAACCCAAAGUUUGAUUUAAUGAAAAACAAAAAUUGACCGUUGAGAUCUGCCGGAGCUCAUCUAAGAACUUCUAACGGUUAGAUCACCUGUUGUAUACUAUACGCCUGACGUGCACCUGUCAUUACCUAAAAUAAUAAAUCAAUUAUCAAAAUAAAAUAAUGAAAUAUGUUAAUUUUUCUAAAAAUGCAUCAUGAUUCAUAAAACGAAAUUAUUUCAAAAUCCUUACCAUAAUUUAUUAAUACCAAUAUUAAAAUAGUAAAUAAAUUAUCAAAAUAAAAUAAUGAAAUAUGUACCAAACUAUAUUGAGAUAAAAGAAAAAUAAACUUUUAGAAUUUGGUACUUUAACUCUCCCCAUUAGAGCAUAAAGAAUGAUAAUCAAAACCACCACUGCGGGUAUUCGAAUGCACGACCUAGUCAACAUCGAGAAUCUUCAUAUUGAUUAGGUAUGAGUAAAACUCACAAAAAAAAUUUAUGAAGAUGUGGUGAGUACCCAUUUUCGCAUCCACCCCACUAGAAGUAUUUUUGUUCUCAAUAACAUGAAGGAUAAUUGAAAAAUAAAGGGUUGAAAUGUAAUUGAGAUGUCACUCAAAUCAUACACAAAAUUUUCCCCGGUUUAUUCACCCUUCACUCUUUAAUUUUUCUCUCCUUUUAACAAUAGUAUGUUAAGUAAUUUUUUAUUUAGUAGACGCGUGGGAGUCGGAGAUGGAUGAGUGAGAUAGUAUAUUUUUUUUGUGGAUUAAUGAAUGUUUUAGGAUUGGAUGUUUUGAAUGUGUAUCGAGAAUGAUUACAACUUUGCUAAUUUCAUGACCUGUCAUAUUGCAUUUGUGUACAUUGGUUGGAGACGGUGUUCGUCAUCGUUGAAAUCAUGGCUCGUCUCCUCCAUUCAUCUGACCAGAAAAUGUAUCGUCGAUUCCCUUUUGUUUGUUUACCCACGUUACACUGUCAAAAGAACAAAGCAUAAGCAAAAUCUUUUUUUUCCAGAACCCUUUUUUCGUUCAACUUGACCAAUAUUCAUAUAAGAUCAACCAGUAGUAGAUGCUCAUUAAAGCGAGAACAUAGAUGGUUCAUAUUUUAACCAAAAUCAAAUUGAUCCUAUCCUGCUACUGAAUGUGGAUCGGAAACACUAUUUGACGAAAGUCCUUUGCAAGCAGGCAGCUUGGGCUGACUUUUCACGGCUGGCUGUGCAAAUUCCGAGUUCUAGGAUUCCCAAAUUUACGAAAAGAGGCGCAUCAUGCAGCGCUGUGUUCACAUCUUCUGCUAUUCUAUUCUAAGUAUAAAGAAAUGGAAUCAUGCUUCCUUGUGCAGCUGUGUUCCUUCCCUUGCCAGUGUCUCGUUCGGGCGGCGGAAGCAGGAUGUGAAACUACCCUUGUCCUAUUUUCUGAUUAUAAAUAUAUAAAUAUUUAAUAAAUAUAAUUAAAAUUAAUACUAUCCAAAUAAUUUAUUCAUAGACAAAGAAAUAACCGACUAAUACAAUUAUUGUUUGCAUAAAUACAAACUUACAUUCAUUAUUUACACUCUUAACAAGUGAUACUUUUUUUUAUCUAUCCCACUAAACAAUCAUUAACAAACUGAUCACCAAUUCAACUUCGAAACUUGUUCUUAAUAUAUUAAUCUAAAAAUGCUCUUUCUACUUUUGCAGUUGCAACUAGCAGUAUCAAAACUAGUUUCAGAAGCAAAUAAACUGACUGAUAUAACUUACGCACUUUUGUCUCCAACAUGAUCCGAGAUCAUUUAUCGUUUCCUUUCAAUCCAACAAAUCUCUCAUCAACCAUAAAAUAAUUAUAAUACCAUACAAGUUGUUGUUGAAUAAUAGUGUUAUGAAUGAAAUCAAUAAAUUUAUUAUUAUUAUUGUCAAUUAAUGAACAAAUAAUGAGUUGUGGGAUAGUGUCAAAAUAUCCUUAUAUUACUUAUAUAGUUAUAGGUAUAGUUCAAACAUAUAUGAGUUGUUUUUUUUUCCUUCCAAAAAUUACCCUUGUCCUGGGACAAUGGCAAACUGCCCUCCCUCUGCCUAUGGUCUCGUUUACAAGGACUCCAAACCCACUGGUUUUCGAGUGAGUGGAAGAGAAUAUUAUUCUUCGGAUUGUUGUUGCCAACACACGGUUUAGGGUAUUAAUGUGUAUCUAUACGGUGUAAAGUUAUCAAAUGGAAGACUUGUUUGGGUGGAAAGAAACUGUAGCAGAAAACUUUGUGUUCAUAAGUAUCCUAAGCUUCUUCCAGGGAUCGUUUGAAUGGAACAUUAUGAUGGAUCAAUCAGCUCAUUUUGAGUCAAUUGGGCCAAAUCGACCCAUUUGACUACAAAAAAUUGAAAUUGGGUCGGGGAAAUGAGAAUUGCUCCAUUAGGGUUCAAUUGAAAAUACCUGGGGUGGGGAGGAAUUUCAAUUGAUGCGAAUUUUGUCUCCCCCUUCGAGAGAGAGAGUGAGACAAACCACUCUUAUCUUCUUCUCUUUCCUUUCUUUUUUCUUUUUUCUCUGCAACUAUGCUACCAUUCCUCUUUUCUUUCUCAGCAACUACGAUGCCAUUCCUCUUCUCUUUCUUGUUUAUCUAUGGCGGACAGAGGAAGAAGAAUCAAGGUUAUGAUGGUCGCCGACGGACAAAGGGAGGAAUAGAGAAAUUAUAUUGCCGGAUUUGCAGAGAGGUUGUCGCCGCCAAGCUAUCGUCGUAUAGGCAAAGGAGCGAGUUCUUGGGGACCAGCCGGUGGGACGAUUGAGUCCACGCUAAGGGAUUUUGACGCAUGUGUGUAAGCAGUGGGUCGAUUGACUCCAUCCUCGCUAGGCUCAAAAGACGGCGGUAAUUGUUGGAGUUCCUCACCUGCAAUCCAACCUCUGAUUCAAGAAACGAGAAGUCUCAAUCCUUCAAAUCCAGUCGUCUCUGCUCUGAACGCCCAAUUUCAUUUGUGCCCUGAACCCCCCAAUUUCUCAUAGGGUUAGAGUCAAGUUGCAAAAAACGAGAAACAGAAAGAUCUCGAAUUCCUUCUCACCUAACAUCUCCGUCGAGAUUCUAAUCACCAAGAUCUUGAAUUGUUUUGAGUCCAAUAUGUUGACAAGAGUUAUUAAUGUGUUCUUUUAUUCAAAUUGUUGCUAUGCAAGUUUCAAUUAAAUGCAGGCUUAAUUAAGCAAUUAGUAAAAUACAAUAUGAGCAAGUUACAGAUAAAAUAAAUAUUUGCAUUUUAUUUCAUUUAUAAAUUAAUGGUACGCUUAAUAAUGUGUCAACAGUAAUAAAGAUUUUGUAAUUAAUUAUUUCAUUAUAAAUAAAUAUUUAUAUUUUGUUUAAAUGAUCAAUCUAACUUUUAAAUGUAUCUUAUAGGUUUUAUACAUGUUCAAUACGAGAACAUAAAAUAGAUGAAAAAUGUAACGGUUUGGCAAUAUUAAAGAAACAAAAGUUUUAAAUGAUGCAUAUGAUUAUCAAGGUGCGAGUCCAUUAGAUUACAUAAAAUUUGUAUUACAGAUUGAUCGGAUUACUAGUUGAUUAUGUUAGAAAUCUUACAGGUCAAUCCAAUUAACAUCAAUUAAAAUUAUAAUCAAACCAGUUACGAAUGAAUCAAGUUGCGAGAUCAUGGGAUUAUAGUUGGGUCAUUUAUGGGUCACUAAUUUUUCUACAGUGAGAGUUGAGAGGGUAGCUGGUUAAUCAAGUGGCGAAGACACUUUCGAUGAGAUUUCGGUAUCCAAAUUUGUUAGAUGUUCGGAUUGAAUUAUACUUGAGCUUUAUUCAUCGAAAUACCGUGACAACCAGAAUUAGACUCAACCGAAUUAUGAUUAUAAAUGAAAUCAAGCUACAAAUGAUUGAAUAGGAUACUAGUCAGUCGAAUUACAUUUUGCGUGUGCAUGUGAUUUAGGUUUAGUCAACUUGGAUUGCUAAUGAACUAACUCUGUUCGGGUUAGGUUGGUAGCUAAAUACUUUCCAGGGUUAGGUUAGGAGCUUGCAUAGGAUAAUGCCCUUAAAUCCUCAAAUUGAUUUUCAAUUAGCCAAAUUAGUAGGCAGAGAAACCAGUCAGUCCACUAUACUCUAUUGGUUGGCUGGAGUCAAGAAGUGGCACCAAAGUGGCCUGGAGUGGAUAAGCUGAGCUGGGCUUGGUAAAUGUCCAAAACUCUCCCAAUGGUUAUUUUUGAACAGUCCUCGUAGUUUUCUGUUGCUCAAACAUAGUCCCCUUAGUUUUUUUUCUCUCUCGAGCAUGGUCCCCAAGAGGUAAAAUGGAGUAAAGAGUCAAAUUCCCAUCCCUACCAAAAAAAGGGCGAAAAGAAAAAAGAAAUAGAUAUAUGCGUGGACCUUUUGCUUUUAGUCAAGACAAAAAAGAGUGGGCAUUGGCUCAUCGUUUCCUUGCGUUUGUUUUACUCCAAGCAACAAUUCUUUAGUUAUUGGAAUAUGAAGUGCUCUAUGGAAGGUUAAAACAUUUGACAUCCAAUUAUAAAGAGUUUAAGGAGCAUGCUUUCUUGAUCGUUCUUAAUUACCAAUUCGUUCCACAUAUUUUGUAACAAGGCUUUGUUUGGUGUUUAUAUGUGAAGAAUUUUCCAGAUGUACGAGUAAUUGGUUGGCUAGGUUGAUACUAGCGAGUGAAUAAUAUUGUCAAAUAUGA